Messenger RNA from Salpingoeca rosetta, 1180 nucleotides. RefSeq lists its product as uncharacterized. Gene Ontology annotation, molecular function: protein binding. The record is from RefSeq and is a predicted model, not a curated record. The transcript is spliced from 10 exons. NCBI's taxonomy places the organism in Eukaryota, Choanoflagellata, Craspedida, Salpingoecidae. The coding region runs from base 119 to 1180 and encodes 353 amino acids.
CCGACACAACAACAACAACAGUCACGAGCCAGCACCUGCUCAGUGUCGGCAACGGAAGGUCUGGAAGGCUUCGAGCCAGUGCGUGUCGUUGGUACACGUCACUAUAGGCACAGGAUCGAUGGCUGCGCUGUACAACGCGUGUGUGGAGAACGAGCUCGGGAUCGUCCAGCUCUUGCUGCAGCACGGAUGCGAUGUGAACUUUGACACGGGCAUGGGCGUGACGCCGCUUCAUGCAGCGAGCGGCCGUGGGCACGAGGCCAUCGUGCGCGUGCUGCUGGAGAAUGGUGCCAAUGUCAACAAGAUGGCCAAGCUGUCCGAGUUUAAGGACCAUGUCCCCACGCCGUCCGAUCACGCACCACCGGUCGAGCACGGCGGGUGGACACCGCUGCACCUGUCCAUCGGCGAGGGCCAGGACCGCGUGGUGCGGCUGCUGCUGGAGCACGGCGCUGGCGUCGAUAACACAGACGGAUACGGCUUCACACCGCUGCACUAUGCAAGCCACCGCGGGUUUGCGUCCAUUGUGAAGAUUCUGCUGGAACACGGCGCCGACGUCAACCACGCAGCACUCAAGGAUGUGGCCCCCCAUCCACAGCUGCAGCAUCAGGGCCGCACGCCGCUGUUCUCUGCCUGCGAGCAAGGUCGGCUGGAUGUGGUCCAGGCCCUUCUUGAUCACGGCGGUGACGUCCACGCAACAGACAAAUACGGCCAAACCCCGCUGAUGGUUGCAGUGCACUACAAGCGCGUUCUCCCCGUCCUCGUUCUCCUCGCGUUUGGCGCAGACCCAACCAUCCCAGACAACUCUGGCCGGACGGCGGUUGAAGAGGCGGUGGCCGGCGGAGACGAGCAGAUCAUCAAGAUGGUCCGAGCAGCCGCAGCGAGCAGGCUGCUGCACCGAUCGUGUGUUGAGAACGACUUGGAUGCUGCGCUCGCCCUUUUAGACAACAACACCGGGCCCGACACAAAGAAUGACCAGGGGAGUGCGCCAAUUCACGUUGCCUGCAAGCACGGAUCACUUGCUGUCGUGAAAGCGCUCGUUGACCACGGUGCUGACAUCAACGCCCUGGAUGCAGAGGUGCAGGGAACACACCGCUGCAUAUUGCGACUCAGCAGAACAAUCUUCCCCUCAUCCAAUUCCUGGUGGACAGUGGCGCCCGCACGGACAUUUGCAACGACAGUGUAA